UUAGUCAUCAUAUUUGACUACGGACCGAGUUGACUAUGGCGCGCACUACUUUCAAACGGGCUAUAGCGGAGGUUUUGGAUAAUCUGAAUAAAGAGGAUUAUCUGAGGUUUUGUGACCAGCUGAGGGACCGUAGAGAGGAGCCGCGGGUCAGCCGCACCGCUGUGGAGGGGAAGAGACGAUGGGAGGUCGCGGACGUCCUGGUUUCAACCUUCACAGAGCGCAAAGCUGUGCAGGUGGCUCUGGAUUUACUGAGGCAGAUCAACCUCAACGAGGAGGCAGAGGAACUGGAUUUAAAGACUCAAGCCUGUGCUGAUAAAGUUGACCCGGCCCUCCAUAAAACAUUAACGGGAGAGUUGGAGCUGAAGCCGUCACAGGAGGCUCUGAAAGCUGCGCCGUUCCAUUAUCCGCUACAGGCUGCUCGACGGGGAGGCCCUCAGGUGAAGAGGCCAAAAGAGGUGGAGGCUGCAGCAAAGACUCUAAAUCUCUCUAAGGGCGGCGACCCCUGCCAUGACCUGGUUCUUCUUAGCAGGUGUAUGGUUCUGUUCGGCAAGUAUAAAGGUCAAACCUUUAAAUGGCUGCUGGAGAAUGAUGUGAGCUACGUUGCCUACGUGAUGGCCGGCCACCAGGCGGAGAAAAAGUUCACUGUGAAGCAAGACCCGCUGACGGCCAACAAGGAUUCACUGUUGAAAUAUGCAAUGGCUUACCCUGAGGUUAUGGAAGAAGUCCGAUUUCACUGCGAGAAAGCCAAAGAGAGAUCCCUCCAGCCAGGCCGAGAAGGAGCAGCUCUUGUUGGGUUUGGUGCUCACAGAUGGCUGACACUACAAGAUCUCUACGAGUCCAAGGACUCCAAAAAAAUCAGGUAUGUCAACUUCCUCAGGACCAUGGAGUCAACCUGCACCCAAGGGACCAGGAUGGACACCGCUAUCAGGUACAUUCUGCAGCGUGACCAAGAGCAAGCCACAGCUGCAACAAUCAGGCAAACCACUACCUCUAUUCCCCAAGAGGCCUUCAAGAGAUGGACCAGAAUUUAUUACUAAACGAAUCCAAAGCGCUGGAGACUAGCCCAUAAGUGCCUCAAAGUCUGAGGGCAGACAUUCAGAAGAAGACAAAGAGAACUUGGAUUUCAGAACAAGAAAGGUUUUGUUUAAACAAAGAAGUCAAACCAAAAGUCUGACAAAUAAAUUCUAAAAAAAAAAGCUUGAAUUAAAAACACCUUUGCACCGGUUAUGCAGAAAUUCAAAUGUAGCCUAGUUUGAAUGAAUUUUUUAUUUAGGACGCAGUUUACCCAUUACUCAAAUUCCAGGGGUUGAACAAGCUGAAUUAGUUCCAGCAUAGGUAUAAAUUACAACUUAAAUCUUACACCUAAGUCCCCAGUGGGUGUAAAGUCCUCCAUACAUAAUGGUUUUCAUGGUGCAUCAUUUGGAAAGGACUGAUAACUUGGAGGACGAGGUGGAGCCGAGGGUUUGACGGGCUGUUUGGCGUCAUGAGUGAUUUUUCUGCAACAGAUUACAUCCCUUAGAAAUGUAUGUUGACUUUGAUUUGUACUCGUUUUCUAGGAGCGGAGAUAAGUUAAUCCGCCAGCUGCAGAUCAGGGGAAUAGGUUAUAAUUAUCAGCCAAUCAUAACGCUUUGUCUUGUUUUACAUUGUCAUUGCUGUUUGUUUAUUAAAGGCGGUUAACAGAA
This is a messenger RNA of Labrus mixtus (cuckoo wrasse), 1682 nucleotides long. RefSeq lists its product as uncharacterized. The record is from RefSeq and is a predicted model, not a curated record. The transcript has 5 exons. NCBI's taxonomy places the organism in Eukaryota, Metazoa, Chordata, Actinopteri, Labriformes, Labridae. Bases 36 to 1037 code for a protein of 333 amino acids.